Messenger RNA from Acanthaster planci (crown-of-thorns starfish), 3367 nucleotides. RefSeq names its product 15-hydroxyprostaglandin dehydrogenase [NAD(+)]-like. Gene Ontology annotation, cellular component: cytoplasm. The record is from RefSeq and is a predicted model, not a curated record. Gene Ontology annotation, molecular function: oxidoreductase activity, acting on the CH-OH group of donors, NAD or NADP as acceptor. NCBI's taxonomy places the organism in Eukaryota, Metazoa, Echinodermata, Asteroidea, Valvatida, Acanthasteridae.
ACCUGUUAUAUAUAAUUAACAUCUCCCCAACGCAAAAAAAAAUACAUCUUGAAAAUAUGUCAGUUGCCUAUAAAUCAUUGAAACUACAGUUGCACAUUUAGCGUGCCUCGGAUGGUAUUCCACUCUCCUUUGCAGUUGAAGGGUGCUGUAUUUGAAUAUGGGCAGCUUAAGUUUCUUGAAUUUUAGGUUUUGGAAGCCUUUUUUCCCCCAGAAUUGUGUUAAAUAGUAUCCCACUUCUAGAAAGAUUAUAUAUAAAAGGAAUAAGUUUAUCUUCAGUGUCAGAUUUUUAGAGUACCUAAUGGUUAAUGCCUGAGGUACGUGUCAUUCAUGGGUAAGAAAGUUCGCCCGAGGGAGAAGCCUCGAGGGCCCCAUUCUUACCCACAAAAGUCUUAUUACGAUUCGCCUUGAGUAGAAGCACCCCCUCACCAGUUGAAAAGAGACAUGUUGGUAGGGAGUUUCAUUUUGUUGGAAGAAGCGACGCAACCGUAAAACGUGUACUUCAUACUGCUUGAACAAAGGAAGUGCAAUUCCGACCAAAGGAGCCUCCAUUGCGAGGAAACGUGCGCCCUCUCUUGGUUCAGCUCGGGGCUAACGACUUCACCACCAGGGACUAUAUGCUAAUUACCCCUAUUUCCACCGCUCCAUUAUUCUGCACUGAUAGAGCUCUUUGUUUUGUGAGGAAUGCAAGGCUUUCGCUAUAAGGCCAUUCCUUGGUGCAAAUGUUAUAGUCGAGAACUUCUCAGGUGUGCAGUGCUGUUACGUAACAACAGAUUCUGGAUAGCGGUAGAAUUUUUAGCCACACCCACGAUCCCUUAAUCAUUUGGACAUUGCACCUCGACAUGGCGUGAGACAGCCAUGGUGAUUUGGUUUGCUGUUCAGAGACACUGACGACCAUUACUCAUUGGGCGUAAAUUAUAUCAUCAACGUGUUACAUCCAAUUAGAAUAGAACCAGCCGAUUCUCCAAGGCUCUGGGUCCUUUUUUGGCCGCUUGACUUCGCCCUGGAAGAAAAGACCGUUAGGUGACACGUGGAGUGAUGGCAAGUGAAUUAAGUUCCCGGGUAUCGUGUUGAAGCGGGCAUAAUCGCUGAGUGUUACUGAGAACCUUGCCGUCGGUAACGUAUUGCAGUUGGGAAUGUGUUGGACAUUUGUGGACAAAUUUUCUUGAAUGUGCGUCAACCGACCGUGUUUUCCUUGGGAAGGUUACGUCAGUGACUUGCUGAUAUGUACUUCAGUGAGAGUGAGUGCAGGCAUGGAAGUGUGGUGCUGGGUUUUGCGAACGGAAGUCUUGUUACAAGUGACGGAUGACGAGGCACUUUUGAUGAAGUCGCGAUCCCCAGCUGAUCCAGGCUCAGAGCCCCUCGGCAGUUAUCCGUUUGUCACGCUUCCGUGCUUGGGGUACAGGGAUACGUCACAGAAAAAAGUGUGACAAUUUAUUUCUUGUUAUUUGUAAGCUUUGCUGUCAAAAUUAGUUGAAAGAACUGAUUUUGUUGUAAUUCAAAGAGGGGGUGUAACCCAAACAAUGGAACAGCCCGUAUGCGGUUGGAUCUGCAGGCUGACCAGCAACGCGAAAAGUGCAGCGGCCCUUAUCUCGCCGGCCUAAGUGUAGACUAGCUGUGCCUCGCUUGUUCAAAUAAUGCUGGUAGUUUCGCACCCACGGCAGAAUGCCUUCCUCUUGAUAGCCUAUUUCAGAUUGUAGGCGAUACUUUUGGCCAGUCUGCCAUAAAUUGUCAGCUGACGUGUUUGAUACUUGUGCAUACUAGUUUGGCAGGUCAUUUCAUGAAGCGAGGCCGUUUCUGGGAGUCGUGGUAAGUAGGCAAAUAUCGCUGUGUACUCGUCGUGCGUGCCUCCAAAUCGUGCACACGGCUGGGUUCUAAGUCCACCAUGCGUGAACUUGAAGCGUAGUAAGGUGUACCAUUCCUCCAUGGGUAUGGGUAUUGCUGAUCGGGAAGCCCACACCUGCAGUUGACGACGUCACAAUCGUUGCCUUUCAAAUACAUGUAAAUGUUAACCGCCCUUGUGCAUGAUUGAUAUAGGUUACCAGUGACAUACUGGUAGUUGACUUUAAAACGUGGAAACAACCAUCGGGCUUGGUAUCUCAUUCUAUUUAAUUUUAGAGUUGUUUUAGUGUUAUCAAAGCUUUUUCAGGUAUUGACGACCUGUGUGGAGACUCAUGUCAUCAGUAAGGAAAAGCUUCAGGCUGCCCACUGCGCAGUUGGGACCUGACACGGUGGCGAUCGUCACUGGCGCUGCAGAAGGACUUGGCAAGGGAUUCGCGGAAUGCCUACUCAAGAAAGGCGCAAAGGGUGUCUGCCUGUCGGAUAUCAAUGAACCCAAAGGUCAGGAGACACUUCGGCAACUGGUUGCUGAGUUCGGACAAGAUCGGGUCAUGUUCGUCAAAUGUGACGUCACCUCGGACUCGGACAUGGAAGCUACAUUCUCCAAGACGAUCGAGAAAUUCGGCCGCGUCAAUGUAAUGGUGAAUAAUGCUGGCCUGGCCAAUGAAAGAGAGCCGGAAAUUUGCUACAAUGUCAAUAUUAUGGGCUUAACAAGAGGCACCUUCACUGCCAUUAAAUACAUGAGCCCCGAUAAUGGCGGGAACGGAGGCAAGAUCAUCAACAUUGCGUCUAUGGCAGGUCUUUGGCCCAUUUAUCUUAUGCCAGUUUAUUCCGCAUCGAAACACGCCGUCAUAGGAUUCACCAAAUCUCUUGCGGCCGAUCCUCAAUUCGCCUCAAAAGGCAUAACCUUUAGCAUCUUGUGCCCCGGCUUCGUUAACACGCGUAUCCAGGAGAAAGCACGCCCCCAAGAGUCGGACUUAAGGAAGAUGAUGAAGCUCCAAGCGAGACUUGGUGUAAUAGAGAUCAGUCAGGUUCAGGAUGCCUUUUUGCAACUCCUUCUGGACGAAUCGUGGUCUGGGAAAGUCAUGCUCGUCUCUAAACAGGAUGGUAUAAAAAGUGCUUUGUGAUAGUCCUCAGACACGUACAGCAAACCUACAAUGAGUCUACGAAUUUCGAUUGGCCAGUCUCCUGGCUUUAGCGAAAACAUUGCUUAAGGUAUUAUGUGUUCUUAGCAAUAAUUAGAUAGUAAUAAAGUCUCAAAAGUAUACUUUGCACGGGACAUUGGUUGGGAGCUUAGCUGUUUUGCUGAGCAAUUAUACUUGGUGCUUUUUAUGUAUAAAAAAACUGGAAAUCACUGUGUGAGAUGUAAUCUUAAAAUGUCGCCCAUCAAAGAUUUCGAGUUUCUCUCGCCCUGACCUCAUGAUGACAUUAUUACUGGGUGCCAGAUAUGUAAGUAGCUGUUGUCAUUUUGAAUACUUGGAAAAGAAUAAACAUUGACCGGGAAUGACCUUGUCUCGUUUUCGGAAUUCAA